AAACGAAAAAGGUGAUUUUACCCUAUUAAGGGUAAUUUUGUGCAAACGUCGUACAAACUAAGUUGACUUACCAAAAAUUAAAAUCCCACUUAACAAGGAGGGUUUUACCUGCAAGUGGGACAUACACAUAUAGUAUAAUCUCUGGAAAUGGUGCGAGGGAAGCAAAUUGGGAUUGCCAAAUAGUUUAAACAAAUACCAAAAAGAGCUUAAUUUGAUCUACUCUGUCUGCACCCCUAAGGAACUUGAAAUUAGCCUAUCGAGGCCUUUGCUUCCUCCAUGGCCCACAUACCCACCAAUAUGACAAUGCCACGUGUGAAAACACCGACACCUCGUAUCUGCCUACGGAGCUGUGACGCACCAUCCGACGUCCUUAACGGCACCGGAACCCCCUAUUUGCCCAAUGCAGCUUCACGUGCAUGGUCAUGCAUACAUAUUUCCAAGAGCCCUAAGUCUAAUCUAAUUCUCUCUCUCUCUCAUGUGCAUUGGUCCAUUGGAACAAACUUACUUCAUUCAUUCUUAGUACUCCUUAUAACCCUAUUCACAAUACUAUUCUAUAUGCACCUGAACCUCUUUUCUCGCUCCCUUUCUCCUAACUCUGCAACUUUGAGAGAGACAGAGACAAGAGAGAGAAAGAAGAUUGCUGAUGAAGUUUAUGUGGGGUGUGGAAUUAAUUGGUAUUAAUGGAGAGAGGAUGGAAACCUAACGUUGAUAUAUCUCCGAAUUGUCCGAGAUGUGGAUGUUCCAACACCAAAUUCUGCUAUUACAACAACUACAGCUUAACACAGCCUAGAUACUUCUGCAAAGGCUGUAGAAGGUACUGGACUAAAGGUGGGUCCCUCAGGAACGUUCCUGUCGGAGGUGGUUGCCGGAAAAACAGAAGAGGGAAGUCUUCAAGACUAUCAACAGCCACCGCCACCGCCGACCACGGUGUUCAGUCACUUCGGCAUUCCCAUGGAAAUUUCUUAGCUGAUCAUCACCAUAAUCAUCAUCAUUCCACUAUUACUACUACCUGUACUAGUGGUUCCUCACUAAUGCCUGAUGGAUCGCAUAUUGAUCUUGCACUUGUUUAUGCAAACUUUCUGAAUCAAAAGCCAGAGACCCAGGCUGACAAUAAUAUUAGGUCUGAAAUUCAAGAAUUUCAGAGUGAUCAUUUCGAUCCAUCGUCUUUAGAGUUUCCGAGCACGGGUCCUGACUUGUCUGCAGAAAAUAAUUGUGGCUAUUUCGGAGGAAUUGAAAAAUUUUGUGAAAAUCAAGAUGGAAAUAUUAAUCAUUUUGCAUUGCCACCACUUCCAGGGGAAGAGAUCGUCGUAGCCACUGAUCAUCAAGAAAUGCUAUGGGCGACGAGUAGUUGUGAUCGUAUGAUGAAUUGUCAUGAUCAUGAUCAUGAUCACGCCAUGCAAUUCGCAACACAACUUCCAUUGGUGGGACCAGAAGCACAGGAUCAAAACUUGAUAAGUGGAAGUUGGAGCCCAUUCGAUUUGCCAAUAACCUGUGAGAUACUUUCUCCACCACAUCAUGAUAAGAAGAUAUGA
This is a messenger RNA of Ziziphus jujuba (common jujube), 1532 nucleotides long. Its product is annotated as dof zinc finger protein DOF3.5. Bases 681 to 1532 code for a protein of 283 amino acids. The transcript has a single exon. The record is from RefSeq and is a predicted model, not a curated record. Lineage: Eukaryota; Viridiplantae; Streptophyta; Magnoliopsida; Rosales; Rhamnaceae. Gene Ontology annotation, biological process: regulation of DNA-templated transcription. Gene Ontology annotation, molecular function: DNA binding; DNA-binding transcription factor activity.